CGGCUGCUCGCAGUAGGGCGGGCGGCUUAUAUAGGGCGGGAAGGCUUUCGCGGAGGUAGUCCGCGUCGGCGAUCGCUCGCUGCGGUGCCUUUACAGUGCAGGGGGUAACAGGCUCCUCCCACUCUUACGUCAUCAGUGUAUGUACGUCAGUGUGCUAUGUGUGUGCGCUACGGGUAUUGGUGUCGCGGUUGCGCGUGCGCGCUCCUGCUGCUGCUCGCCAUAGCAGCCGCGCAGGAAGACAAGAGGGCUGAGAUGUCUCCAAUGCCAUUCCUGAUGGCCACUCGUUAUGGGAGAAGUUCUGCACCACGCCACCUAGCGCCAAGAAAUGACAGGUUCUUCAUGAGCUCUCGCUACGGUAAGCGUUCCGGCGUGUCUCUGGGAGGCGAGCGCGCGCUGCUGUGCGAGUUCACCGGUGUAUUCCCGCUGUACCGGUGCAGGCAUAAGCUGUCGCGAUACGAUAAACGGAGCACUGAAGAGGCUGUAAGAGACGAGUAAUCAUACAACAAACGACCAGGCACGACCGACGCGACACCGACAGCUGCGACCGACACGUACGACUAACACGACACGUCUGAUACGAGCGAUACGACCGAUACGAUACAUGCGGUUAAUCCGACAAAAAAUUCUAAAAAUGUUAAUGUAUAACUUUAAUAUUUGUCGUUAUGGUUAGUUAUGAUUUUUGUAAGUUAUUGUGUUGCUACAUUAAAAUAACAAGUGUUGCCAACAUUUUUGAAAAUUAGGUUAUGAGAAUUUUGGUGAAUAAGACUGUUAUUUAUUUAAUUCAAAAAAACUUUUGUUCAUAUUUAGAUAAUAUUGUUUUAUAAUUGAAGAAAAAAAGUGUUCUUCAUGCUUCUAAUCGUUGAAAAAGUUACCAAAUAAAACAAAAAUAUGUCAGCAUUAUUACGUAAUGAAAAUCGUCACUCACACACGUAAACUUUUGUAUUUCGACAGCGCGUGGCUCGUCGGUGUGCGUACAUUGUACACUCCUUAAAUAUAAAAAU
Trichoplusia ni (cabbage looper) is the source of this 1001-nucleotide messenger RNA. Its product is annotated as RYamide neuropeptides-like. The coding region runs from base 157 to 495 and encodes 112 amino acids. NCBI's taxonomy places the organism in Eukaryota, Metazoa, Arthropoda, Insecta, Lepidoptera, Noctuidae. The transcript has 5 exons. The record is from RefSeq and is a predicted model, not a curated record.